Molecule: messenger RNA, 2164 nt
Organism: Anopheles stephensi (Asian malaria mosquito)
Lineage: Eukaryota; Metazoa; Arthropoda; Insecta; Diptera; Culicidae
Product: cell wall protein DAN4-like
Exons: 3
Coding region: 735-1895 (386 amino acids)
Source: RefSeq, a predicted model, not a curated record
UUUUCGGUACUGCGUGCAGCAACAGCACGGUGUCCCGCUCGCACCGACUCGUGUGGCCGACCUUCUUUUCGGUGCCCGACGAUGGUGAAAUGAAGCCUGCGCCUUGCCACCGAGAAGCGGCCUUUCAUUCUGCGAUCAAUCGCAUCCGCGUUCGGUUGUAGAUUUUGCUGUGCCCCAUCCGUCGUACCGUGAACCGGGUGGACGUGUGGACGAGUGUGUGUGUGUGUGUGCAAAAAAGGGUGAGUUCUUGUGAAACCCCGAUCACUGUGAACUGUGGCGGGAGAUUCCUCUCACUCUGCACUAGCGAAGGGCACUAGCAGCGUGGCAAGGAGUGGCCACCCGAAGGAAAGAGAGAGAGAGAGAGAGAGAGAGGGGGAAAAGGUCGUGCCGAAUACCGAAAACUGCUGGCUAGCGGGUUAGCCGCUUAUCGUGCGCUGGUGUACUCGCGAUCGUGAAUGUCAGUGAGUGUCUGUGUCUGUGUUCUUUCUGAAAGGAAAUUGCACACACGAAGCCGACCGAGCGACAGCAAAAAGAGAACGGUACCUAAGAAAGGAGGAAGGUUUCGCACCCACCUUCCAGUGUGUGUCACGGUACUGUAGGGCGUGUAGUGCAAACCCCACGAGAGCCAUCGAGAAGGCGAUUCCGCGCAGAAGGAACCACGAAAAAGCGUCGACGAAAGGCUACAAAAAGCAGCCCCCCAGCUCCCCGUUGCUAACCGUUCCCACGUGGCAAACAUGAGGAUAACUGGAAAGGUGUGCCUGCUGGCGUGUCUGGUGGCGGUGUUGGCGAUAUCGAGCGUGUUCGCCAGCCCGCUGGACGAGAGUUCCCGGGCGGCCCUGUUCCGCCGAAUGCGCCUCGGUGGCCCCAAAGUCUACAAGCACGAGGACCAGAGCCGCCCGGGCAUCCCGGUGGCGGACAACCUCGACAAAGCUCCGGCGGAAGAGCGUAAGGCGCUGGGCAAGGAGUUGUCCGAAGAGGAGUCAACAACAGGGGCAGCGGCAUCGCCCGCUGCUACGUCCGCUCCCGUACCAGCCAAGGGAGGUCUUAACAGGUUGUUUGCUCGCAAAAAGUAUAGCCCGCUGCUCAGGGAUGCUUCCAAGGGUGUGUCCACAACGGAGGCUUCGUCCGGAUCGUCGGUAACGACCACCACAGUCGCCUCUACCGAGGGCGACGAUGGUGCGACCUCCUCCGGAACUACGCGCCGCACGAGACCUACGCGCCCGGGGAAGCUGCCCCGUUCGACCACCCCGAAGCCCACCGUGUCCGUGAAGCCCACGAAGAUCUCGUCCCGGUUUUCGAAGCCCACGGUAGAACCGACCGAAAGUACGGUCGCUAGCGUAACGUCUCGCACGACACGCGGUCGUCGCACGCGUCCAUCGAAACCCUCGAAGCUGUCCAGCUCGACCACAACGACAACUACCGAGGAACCGACGACUACCACCACGACGACCACCACCACAACUACUACUCCGGCUCCAACGACCACGACCACCACGACGACCACCACCACCACCACUACGGUAGCUCCCAGCACAUCCUCUAGCACAUCUUCCCCAGCAGUAGGCGCCGAUUCGUUGGCCGUCGGACCGGUGGAAGCUGUCGCCGUCAAAGUCCAAUCGGAUGAUGUGGAGAGCUCGGCUAGUUCCACCACUUCCACCACGUCGGCGUCAAGCACCACAACCACUGUGGCAUCUUCUCCUUCUAGCACACCGACAACGGCCGCACCAUCUGUCACGAAAGAGGCCACCGAUGAUGGCCAGGAAGUGGCCGUUAGAAGCGCACCGAAACCCGAACGGAUUAUCCCGGUAGUUGAGCGGCAGGAUGAUGAGCUGACCGAGAACGAGAGUCUCCUACAGUCGGCUGGGUACGAUUCCUCGUCGGCUGAGGAGCAGUAGAAGUGGGGUUUGAGGGGUGCGCGCGUGUUUGUGUGAUAAGGAUGCGAGGGAACAAGACAGAGAGAGAGAGAGAGAAUAUAAUAUUUGUUCACUAUGUAUUACCUGCAUACUAUCCGCUUACUUCCGGUGCGUUCCGUGUGUUUGGCACUGGUGCCCGGUGCCAUUCGACGAUUCGUGGGGAAUGAGAGUAAGGUAUUCUUCGGCAGCAUUCGACCAUUUUGUAAGCGAAUGUUGGGCGAACGAAAUAAAGAUUAGGUAAACUACUAUAA